Molecule: messenger RNA, 3917 nt
Organism: Oppia nitens
Lineage: Eukaryota; Metazoa; Arthropoda; Arachnida; Sarcoptiformes; Oppiidae
Product: arginine--tRNA ligase, cytoplasmic-like
Exons: 7
Coding region: 111-3917 (1268 amino acids)
Biological process (GO): proteolysis; arginyl-tRNA aminoacylation
Cellular component (GO): cytoplasm
Molecular function (GO): metalloendopeptidase activity; metal ion binding; arginine-tRNA ligase activity
Source: RefSeq, a predicted model, not a curated record
UAGUUGGCAAUCGAUUAAAGCAUUGAAUGAUUAAAUAAUUUGAAGCAUUGCUUACAUUUGAUUCAUAUAUUAUAUGAUAUAUUGUUUUGAAUGACAUUUGAAGACUAAUAAUGAAUAACUCAUUUGAGUCGAUAUCCAUUCUCGAGAAGAAAUUAUCACAACUGGAGGAUAGAUAUCAACAGUUAGUGACAAACGAGUCAUCACAUACUCAAUCCAAAGACAUGGACUCAAUCCCCGAAUUGGCAGAACUAAGGACUGAAAACACGAAACUAAAGUAUAGGAUAACUAUUCUAAAGAAAUGUAUUUCUCAUGAAAAACAAUUGCAAACAAACGUUGACUGUAAUAAACAAUUGAAUUCAAGUGCACCACAAUCUGCUGUCAUCGCAAGCAUGUCUCAAACAGAUGCCAUGAAUAGUGUAUUGCAAUCAAUUAAAGAGCUGUUUCGAGUGGCCAUUCAAACAGCUUUUCCGAAACUAACUAAUCCGCCACUUUUGGUCACUCGUUCAGAUCACGCCGAUUAUCAGUGUAACAGUGCCUUACAGUUAAGCAAAUAUAUUGACGACAAAAAGAUGAAUCCCCGAGAUGUGGCCAAUGCGUUGAUAACACAUUUGCCGUCUAAUCCAAUUAUCGGUAACUUAAUGGUUGCCGGACCCGGAUUUAUCAACAUUACUCUUAACAAAGAGUUUGUUUCAAAAUCCAUUCUUAAUAUUGUUAUCAAAAAAGUUAAAGUUAGGCCUUUAGAAUGCAAUCCAAAUGAGAAUCGAGUUGUUGUUGAUUAUUCUUCACCUAAUAUCGCCAAAGAGAUGCACGUCGGACAUCUUCGGUCUACAAUUAUCGGCGAUGCCGUGUCUAGAGUUCUCGAGUUUAUCGGUAAAGAUGUGCUCCGAAUCAAUCACGUCGGCGAUUGGGGCACUCAGUUUGGUAUGCUUUUAGCACAUCUUAUUGAAAAAUAUCCCGACUAUAAAUCAAGUCCGCCACCGAUUGCCGAUUUGCAAGCUUUUUAUAAGGAAGCGAAGAAACGUUUCGAUGAAGAUCCAGAAUUCAAAGCACGAGCUUAUAACACAACAGUUAGGUUACAGUCAAAAGAAGCUGAAAUGAUAACUGCGUGGACACAGAUUUGCGAAAUAUCGCGUAAAGAGUUUCGAGAAAUUUACAAAAUACUUGAUGUCAGUCCUCAUCUUCAAGAGAGAGGAGAAUCAUACUAUCACGAGAUGAUGAUUGAUGUCGUCAAAGAAUUGGAUCAAAAGGGAUUACUAAAGGAAGAAGAAGGCAGUAAAGUAAUGUUUUCUACUGAUCCAUCGGCACCUCCUUUAAGAAUAGUUAAAUCUGAUGGAGGAUUCACUUAUGAUACAUCAGAUAUGGCAACUCUUAGGCAAAGAAUUUUUGACGAGAAAGCCUCGCGAAUUAUAUAUUGUGUUGACGCCGGACAGAGUCAACACUUUCAAUUGAUAUUCAAUUGUGCGGCAAUUGCCGACUAUUUUGAUCCAAAUAAAAUCAGAUGCGAUCACUUGUCCUUUGGUGUCGUUCUUGGUGAAGAUAAGAAAAAGUUUAAAACCCGAUCGGGUGAUACCGUGAGACUAAAGGAUUUAAUAGAUGAAGGACUAGAAAGAGCUUUAAAUAAACUUAAAGAAAAAGAAAGGCAUAAAGUUUUAACUCCACAAGAGUUAAAGGCAGCUCAAGAAGCGAUAGCCAUUGGAUGCAUUAAAUACGCUGAUUUAAGUCACGACCGAAAUCAUGAGUAUGUGUUUAGCUUUGACCGAAUGCUCGACGAUAGGGGCAAUACAGCCGUCUAUUUGUUAUAUGCAUUAACAAGAAUCCGAUCCAUUAUAAGAAAUGCAAAUCUCAAUGAAAGCAUUCAAGAGUUGGCCCAAAAAGAGACGACUUUGAAUUUAGACCAUCAGAGAGAAUAUAAAUUAGCAAAAUUCAUACUUAGAUUCGCUGAAGUGAUUCUUCAAAUCUCGGAUGACCUCUAUUUGCAUACUCUUUGCAAUUAUUUAUUUGAAUUAUCGGUCGUCUUCAGUGAGUUUUAUGAUCAGUGCUAUUGCAUUGAGAAGACAGUGGAAGAUGGCGUUGAAAAAACUAGAGUUAAUAUAAACCGUAUUAUCCUUUGCGAGGCCACCGCACGAGUCAUCGAAACAGGUCUUUCAUUACUCGGAAUUAAAUCAGUCGACAAAAUGUACAUAAUUGAUGGACACAGACAUUGUUGGUACACAAGACUCGUGCGGAAACAAGACAUCAGAAUUAAGAUCCAAAUGAUGUCUACAUUUGGUUUGCGUUCAAUAUCUUCAUUCAGACCAUUAAUUAAUAGGACAUCAAAUUUACUGUUAAGAAGGCAUAUAUUAAGUCAAUGCAAACGUCUUAAGAGUGGUUCCCACACGUGUCAGCUUAACGGCGACCAAAUCAGUCAAACAUUAUUAUCACAUCCUCUAACAGGUUUUCCGAAGACGACAUUUGCCACAAUCACUAAUGAAGACAAUGAGACGAAAGUGACGACAUUGGGAAACGGCUUUCGCGUGGCCUCACAGAAUAAAUUCGGUCAGUUCUGUACCGUCGGUAUAGUCAUAGAUUCAGGUUCUCGUUAUGAGGUCUCGCAUAUGUCAGGUAUUUCCCAUUUCUUGGAGAAAUUAGCCUUCAAUUCAACGGCUGAUCUUAAAAAUAAAGAUCAAGUUAUGAGAAAUUUAGAAAAAUUUGGCGGUAUUUGCGACUGUCAAUCAUCCAGAGAUACACUGAUCUACGCCACGUCUAUUGACUCGCGAGGACUUGAAUUUGUUAUUCAUUUGUUGUCUGAAGUUGUCUUAAGACCUCAAAUUACUGACGAAGAGAUUGCAUUAGCAAAACAAAUGAUUGAAUUUGAAUUAGAGGACUUGGAUAUGAAGCCCGAUCCCGAACCUAUACUUUUUGAACUCAUUCAUUCUGCCGCAUACAGAGGCAAUACAUUAGGAUUACCAAAAUUUUGUAACAAAGAGUCGCUACCACUCAUUGAUCGAAAAGUUUUAUUUGAUUACAUUAAGACAUAUCACAUACCAUCUCGAAUGGUGUUAGCAGGUGUUGGCAUUGAACAUGAAAAACUGGUCGAAUUGGCCGAAAAGUAUUUUGUUGACAUUAAGCCUAUUUGGACACAAGACUCAACUCUUGUAUCUAAUAAGAUCUAUAAUAUUGAUGAAUCUAUUUCUCAAUAUACGGGUGGACUCGUUUCAGUUGAGAAGGAUUUAUCAAAUGUUAGUUUAGGUCCGACACCGAUACCAGAAUUGGUUCACUUUGUAUUAGGUUUUGAAAGUUUUAGUCAUCAGGACGAAGAAGAUUUUAUACCAGUUUGUGUACUUAAUAUGCUUAUGGGUGGCGGCGGGUCAUUCUCAGCGGGCGGUCCGGGCAAAGGCAUGUACACUCGUUUGUAUACAAAUGUCUUAAAUAAACACCAUUGGAUGUAUUCGGCCACCGCUUAUAAUCACGCCUACAACGAUUCGGGACUUUUUUGCAUCCAUGCGUCAGCCAAUCCACAGCAACUUCGGGAAAUGAUAAAUGUGAUUAUCGGUGAAACCAUUAAUAUGACCCGAGGCACGAAUCCCGUGGAACUCGAUAGAGCCAAAUCUCAAAUCAAAGCCAUGCUUUUAAUGAAUCUGGAAAUGAGACCCGUUAUGUUUGAAGACAUUGCACGCCAAGUGUUAGCCGCCGGCAAUCGAAAGACUGCCCAAUAUUUUAUCGAUCAAAUCGAUAGAAUUACUGAUGAAGACAUCAGAAGAGUUGCAACAAAGAUGUUACGAAGUCGAGUAUCAGUUGCCGCCUUAGGUAAUGUUAAACAAUUGCCAUCACUUGAAGACAUCGAGACUGCACUCAAUAGUAAAGACGGACGAAUACCUCAGAGGUUUACUCUUUUUAGUAUGUCUUCGUUCAGCAAAAUUAAAAGUCUAUUUGUUUAG